This is a messenger RNA of Rhincodon typus (whale shark), 7338 nucleotides long. Its product is annotated as DENN domain-containing protein 5A-like. Bases 89 to 1108 code for a protein of 339 amino acids. Gene Ontology annotation, molecular function: guanyl-nucleotide exchange factor activity; small GTPase binding. Lineage: Eukaryota; Metazoa; Chordata; Chondrichthyes; Orectolobiformes; Rhincodontidae. The transcript has 8 exons. The record is from RefSeq and is a predicted model, not a curated record.
GAUUGGAUGUAAAUGGAGUUUGGAGGAUUGGAGAUCUGCAACCAUGCUGAAUGACAAGUCUGACAGUUCAUCUCUUUAAUCAAUUGAAAUGAACAGAGUAGUGAUUCCAUACCAUGUGUUGGUCAUUCCAAGUAAAAAGUUAGGUGGCUCCAUGUUUACAGCCAAUCCCUGGAUCUGUAUAUCAGGAGAACUGGGAGAGACAGGAAUCUUACAAAUACCCAAAAGUAUCCUUGAAAUGACAUUUGAGUGUCAGAACUUGGGAAAGCUCACAACAGUGUUGAUUGGACACGAUAACUCAGGGUUGUAUGCCAAAUGGCUAGUGGACUGUAUUGUUGUUAGGAAUGAGAUAACUGGGCAUGCAUACAAGUUCCCAUGUGGUAGGUGGCUCGGAAAAGGGGUGGAUGAUGGGAGCCUGGAAAGGAUUCUAGUUGGAGAACUUGCAACAGCCAGUCAAGAAACCGAUGAGCGUCACAGUCGGACCCCUCCAUUGCAGCAAUCUCCAAGUAUGAUCAGGAGAUUUGUCAAUAUAACACCUACCAGCAGGCAAAAGUUAAAUACUGGCCAGAUACAAGAAUCUGUCGGGGAAGCUAUUAAUGGGAUCGUCAAACAUUUUCACAAGCCUGAGAAGGAGAGGGGAAGCCUAAUGUUACUGCUCUGUGGGGAAAAUGGACUUGUGUCAGCUUUAGAACAAGUGUUCCACCAUGGUUUCAAGUCACCUCGACUCUUCAAAAGUAUUUUCAUUUGGGAUUUUAUGGAGAAAGCUUAUGUGUACUUUGAGAGUAUAGAACAUACUGAACUUGCCCAGGAAGAAAAUUGGCAAACUAGAGCCAAGAACUUUUGCAAGUUUGUUGCUGCUAUAAAUGGUUCCCCUCGGAACAUUGGAAAGGAUGGGAAGUUUCAACUUCUGGUGUGCCUGGGAGCAAGGGACCAUCUUUUGCAUCAUUGGAUUGCGUUGCUUGCUGACUGCCCUCUCAUCGCUCAGAUGUAUGAAGAUACAGCUCUGAUUAAAGACCACACAUUAGUUAACUCCCUAAUCAGAGUGCUGCAAACUUUGCAGGAAUUUAAUAUCACACUCGAGACAUCAAUGGUCAAAGGAAUUGAUAUUUAAAGAGGAUCACUGACAUCCAAUGGAAGAGUUUGCACAAAUAUAUUACAAAUUUUGAAAUUAAAAAUGAAUGCAAUAUUGGAAUUCAGCAACUUGUUUUUAAGUUGCAGGAACUAUUUGCCAUAUAGUAAGUGCAGUGAGCCAUUUUGAACCUGGUUAUCAGGUUAUCCUAAAGUUUGAAAGAAAGAUUUUUAACUUUCAGUCAAUCAUUGUAGAUUUGUUUGGUUGUACAGUAACGUGUAUCCUAUUCAAGAUUGAUGCUUGUUUCAAAUUUGUUUUUCUAAAGAAAAUAAGAAGUGUUACACUUGAAUUAUUUUUCUGCAAAUGGCCAAUACUUGCACUGUUAACUUGCAGUUUAAAAGUGUCUGAUUUUUUUUAAAAGUGUACAUAUAACCAGGGCACAGCUUUUACUUUGUAGCUGCUUAAAAAAAGUGUACAUAUAUACAUAUGUUUGUAAAGUACGUGUGUGCGUGUGUGUGUAAUAUGUAUAAUAUACAAACAUGCACAUAAUAUUCUUGUAAAAUUUUUGGAAAAUAAGUGGUAUUUUUUCAAAUGUUGAAGGGUUAAAGAUCAGAGUCUGAUAUGGAUCUGAGAAAGUAUUCAUUUUGUAUUUCAUUUUGAAAAAAAUUCAUUCCUCCUUGCCCCUUCUUGGUUCUUUUUCAUUUGCCUUUUACAACAAAGGUGAGAUUUGUUAGUCCAUAAAUAAACAUGCUCCCUUGAGAUUCAAGUUCCUAUGAAGUCUCUGCGGAAAAUAUUGCAUUUCAACAUAAUGUAUUCGGUGUGGCUAAUCAGAAGGGUGUGUAGUAGGUUUAUGCCAGUAUCAUGAGAUAGGUUUAUAACAAACUUUCAUUCUUUCCAACUUUCUUUCUGUUGAAAUUCAUAGAAAAAUAUUUUUUGGACCUUAUUAGAAACUCAUUUCUUAGCCAUAUGUCUGCUUUCACUUUUUUGAAGUCAAAAAUUCUGGCAAUUAUUUUCCAAAUUAAUGAAAAAUAAAAGCCUUAAUGGUGAAAAAUCAGCUGCCAAUUUAUGAUGAGCCUGUUCCAUGAUAAUUGAUUAGACCAAUUUCAGCCUCACAGCAUAUUACAAAAGGUGUCCAUUUUGUGUGUGUAUGUAGGACUUUGGGGUUCCAUGCAUUUUUGUGAUUGGCUGGCAUUUCAAUGAGUUGUAGCAGCCUUGGGUUGGGAAAUAGAGGAGAAAAUUCUACCCAGAGUUUCAAUCACUUUUUUUUCCCUUUUUUUUUGCACUUGUUUGAACCUCUCAGGUCAUGAAACUUUUUUCUGGCGGUUUUGGGGAUCCCUUUAUUCACACAUUUAGCUUUACCUUUUAAUUACAACAAAUAUAAAAAUAUACCACUAAACUUAUUGGUGUUCUGUUUAUGGUUUAUUUGACUGACAAAAAAUAAGGCAACAAUUAAUGUUUAUGCAUGAAGUUUCAGAUUUCUUCUGUUGCAGGAAUAAAGCUAUGAUUUAGGUAAAGUUGUAGAACUUAUCUUCGUUUAUCUAGUUACAAACAAUAUUUUAUGUACUCUGGGCUGUAUUCACAUUCUCCCCAGCAUUCCUCUUGCAACAUUUUUAUGACAACACUUUUUAGUUUGCAGAGAGUCUGAACCUCUAUUGUAUUGCAGAUUAUUUCUCUAGCAUAAUUUGAAGUAUUUAUAAAUGAACCUCUAGUUUUAUACAUGAGAUUGGAAAAAGAUCUAUAAGCAAUUUAUGAGAAUUUAGUGUUUCCUUCUGCUUCCUAUGGUAUUAAUCAACUGUAUCAUUACUGGUGAGGAACAGAAAGCUUCUGCCUUUUGGAUGCUCUCGCAGAUGGAUAAUGGUUAACUGUGAAACAUCUGUGUCCAGUUACCAUUACUGGCUCUGAGUUCGUGUCGAGCAGGUGCUAUUAGCAUACUGGAAGUUGAGUUUGAGUUUGAUUUAUUGUUGUCACAUGUAGAGAGAUUCAGUGAAAAGUGUUGUUUUGUGUGCUAUACAGGCAGAUUGUACCAUUGCUUCACAGAAAAAUUUCUCUCUCUCUCUCCUUUUUAGUAAUUAGUGAUUUCUGCCAUUAUCUUCCUUGUGGAUAUGGAUAUCGAGAGUGGAUUUUCAUACAAUAGUUACAUUCCAUAUCUGAUUACUUUGUUGAAUAACACUGAAAGUGAUAAACCAUUGUGAUUUAGUUGCGUGAAGAAUCUACUUAUGCAAUGAGAAAUCUAACCUAUGAGCAAUUUCAGUAAAUCGUGAAACUUAAAGAGCAUUCAUUAAAUUUCUUGAACAUCGAGCUAUUAUGAUGUUACAGUGAUAAUCCUGUUACAAUAUGAAGUUUUCUAUAAUUUUUAAAAACAUUAUAUAUAUCAGUCUAAAAAAAUUAAUUCAUUUGAAUUAACAAAAAGUCAAAUACUUGAAGCUGUAUAAAAGUUAUUAUUAGCAUAUAUUGUUGGAAAAAGACACAUUUUGUCAAAGAUUUUUGUCUUGAAUACACCAGGACAAUCCACAUGAAAUACCAAAGUAAAGGGAAAAUAAUAUUUAUACUAUUUUAAAGGAGAGUGCUGAUUCACUUGUGGACUCUGAUUGAUAGAGAUGUUGCCAGGGAAAAUGAAUUGGUUAAUUAUACAUGACAGUUAUCUUCCAAGCUUUAUUUAAAUUCAAUUGUAAACCAAGCAGGUAGAUUCUGAUUGGUCAAGGCAUUAAUCUGAGAAAUGAACCAGGGAAAGACUGUACCAAUACAGAAGUUGCUGGAAAAGCUCAGCAGGUCAGGCAGCAUAUGUGAAGAAAAAAAAUCAUCAGUUAAUGUUUCAGGUCUGGUGACCCUUCCUCAGAACAGGGAAAGACUGUCAUUCAUUUAUUUAGAUCCACAAACAAAUAGCAUGUGUACGUGUUCUUUCUGUCUACAAAAAAGGCACUGUAUGUCACUUCAUCAAUGAUUAAUAUCAUUGUGGUAUAUUAAUUUUAAUGCCAGCGUGAUGCUAGGCUAAAUAUCCCAAAGACUGAUGGAUUGCAUCAAACAAUAUAUCUCUCUGGCUGUUAACAAGUAAGAUACUGACUGUACCCAACCUGCCCAUGCUUGCAAAACUCAUAAUAUCAUGUGCCUCAGAUGUAAUUUUACAAAUUUGCUAACUAAACCUGCAUUUGUAAAGAAUUAAAUCGACAACCAAUUUAGGACUGUCAGGCAGGCUCACAGUAUCGCACACGUAUACUGGAAGCUACAUAUAUUAAUACAUCAAGCUGUAUUCUUUUCAAGCAUAAAUAAUGCGAACUCACUACACCUGUUUCAUAGUAUGAACAAAAUUGGUAACAGCCAUUCUCUGGGUCAUUUCUCAGGCCACAUCAUGACCAAUCAAAGUCAAACUGCCUUGUUUAAAAUUUAAACAUAUGUUGGUAGUCCAUUGUAAAUCAUUCACUGGUGCAUGCCCAAUGUCAAUGCCUCUAACCAAUCAAAUCCAUUUGCUAUCCAAUCGGCACUCUCCUCUCAUAACAUAUAAAUGUUGCUUUCCCUUUUUAGUAUUUCUUGCAAAUUCUCCUGAUCAAGGGGAAAUGAAGUUGUUUUGACUUUGUUUAGCAUAUACAUUAAUUGUAUUUAUCUGUUAUUACAGUCAGUGGUUCCUGCGCCAUUUCUGGAAUACAACUAAUGCUAAUACUAUGAAUAAGAUGGGAAGCUCAUAGACUCUCACUCCCUUGGUUUCAUGCCUUAUGGAUUUUACAUUCUGUGUGAUGUCACACAAGGUGUAAACUCACAGUACACUCUCAGUCGCUUUAUUUUUACCUUAUUCACACUUUAAUUUGCCUCCAUUUAAUUUAGAUUGCCAAGGCUUUCAAACCAACUGUUAGGAAUUUAAGUAUGUAUUCUGAAGAAUUCUAUCCUGGUAAGCCAUCAAUGGCCAAGAUUUUGCUUUGGCAAGGUAUCAAAUUAUAUUUGCCAUUCAUUAGAUGCAAUCCUUGUACUUUUAGAUUUUAUACAGUUUCCGAAUAACAAGUUGCUGAAAAUGCAGUAAGAGUGCAAUGAGGAAACUGUGUAUCUAGGACCUGAGUUAAAAGGGUUUCCAACUAUAUUUUCCCUUAUUUAAUCAAAGGAAGUGAUUCUGAAAUAAUGUAUAAGCUCAGAAAACAAAACAAAUUUGUGAAAGAAAUGAUGUCAUAAUAUACAGAAAAGUCAAUAGUUACUAUAAGAUCCAACUAAGAGAAGAAAUAGAGGAAAGUUUUUAAAAACUACAAAGAUUUGCGUUUUUAAAAAAAUCUUCCAACAACAGUUAAUACCAGAAGGAGUGCACACUGUAAAUAUUUACUUUUCAGUGUCAAAAAACUUGACAGCUAUAAACAUUUACCAGAUCACUAAAAGAACAAAGACCAAAGCAAAUUACAGCACAGGAACAGGCCCUUCGUCCCUCCAAGCCCACGACAUGCUGCCUGUCAAACUAAAAUCCCUCCCCUUCUGGGGACCAUAUCCCUCUAUUCCCAUCCUAUUCAUGCAUUUGUCAAGAUGCCCUUUAAAAGUCACUAUCGUAUCUGCUUCCACUCCCACCCCUGGCAGCGAGUUCCAGGCACCCACCACCCUCUAUGUGGAAAAACUUGCCUCAUACAUCACCUUUAAACCUUGCCCCUGCACCUGAAACCAAUGCCCCCUAGUAACUGACUUCCAUCCUGGGAAAACGCUUCUGACUGUCCACUCUGUCCAUGCCCUUCAUAAUCGUGUAGUCCUCUAUCAGGUCGCCCCUCAACUUCCGUCGUUCCAGUAAGAACAACCUAAGUUUUUCCAACCUCUCCUCAUUGCUAAUGCCCUCCAUACCAGACAAUAUCCUGGUAAAUCUUUUCUGUACCCUUUCCAAAGCCACCACAUCCUUCUGGUAGUGUGGCGACCAGAUUUGAACACAAUAUUUCAAAUGCGGCCUAACUAAGGUUCUAUAAAGCUGCAACAUUACCUGCCAAUUUUUAAACUUAAUAUCCCGGCCGAUGAAUGACAUGAUUUAACACUCCGUGGCCAGUUUAGUUUCAACCUGGUAAAUUUAGUAAUUCUCAUGUGAUUUAAUGGGGAGUCCAACACUUAUAUAUCAUUUUCACGAAGCUAACAGCAGAGUGGGGCAGUUUGGAGAGCAAUGCAGAUAUGGGUUCAGUCGCUCAGCUGUCCCUCUAUUGAAAUUGUUUUGUCGUUCACCCCCAAAAUGACACAAUGCCAUUAACUAUACUGUUAUUUUGAUUCUGGACAAAUGUACUAGCCAGUCAGUAUGAACUGGGUGCUGCUUGAUUGGAAACUGAACUGACAUGACUGGUUCAGCAGCAUCAUUGAGCACAUUGGCUUUUCUUCUGUACCAUUUUGAUAAUUUUAUACCAUGUAUAACAGUUGUCAGAACAAUACAAUGCAACUUCUCAAACAUUUAACUUGUUUUUACUUGUGGCAGAUCAAAUACGCAAAUACAAUAUCUUCACUAAUAAAUUCAAUUUGAAAUUCAGGAAUACUUCUUUGCCUAGAAUCUGUGGAGAAUGUGGAUCUCACUACUGCAAGUAGUCGAGGCACAUAGUAUUAAAGAUACAAGCAAGAAACAAAUAAAAGGUUUAGAUGAAGAGUAGGAUGAGAAUCAUGUGGAGGCUCAGUUGGACCAGAUAAUUGGUUUCUGUGCUACAUGACCUCUGUAAUUUUAAAUCAAGGUCUAUUAUAUGUGAGGCUUGUAUGUAGUAAUACGUUUUCAGAACUUUUACUUAACAAAAAUAAUGCACAUUCAGUUACAGAAUUUAACAGACUUCCUCUCAACUAUAUUGAAACCAAUUUGGAUGUGUGCAGUACAAGAAUUCGCAUUCAUUGGAUAACGAAAUAAUCUGUACUUCAAUAAGUAAACUGAUCUUCUGCUUUAAAAUGGUCUUUUUCUUCAUAGAUAUUUCACACGCAACAUUACGAACUUUCACCAGUUUGUACUGAAUAAUGUUUGCUAACAUAUUGGGAUAUGUUUUUGCCUUAACUAUCUAAAAUAGCACAUAAAUUUAAAUUAUAAAUAAAAUGAUGCAUAGUAUAUUUCAAUACAAAUGAUGAGCACAACAUUCAAAUCAGAUAUUUACAUUUGAUUACCUUUUUCAUUGUUUAUAUUGUGAAUUUUGUGCACAUUUUCACCUUCUGUCAUAAGUUAACAUUUUUGACAUGAAUGAUUUUGGUCUCAAAACUUCACUGUUUUGAUUGUUUCAGCUUGAGCCAGAAGAAAUGUCAUGGAACAGAUAAACAGAAAGCAAGAAAGAGAAGCAGCUGGAAAAUGACCAAUUAGUAACUGCUAA